CGCGUACUUAUCGACACACGACUUGGGAGGAUAGAAGGAAGGCUGUCAAAGCUGGAAGAUGCAUUGGAAGACAGAAGCGCGUCUUCAUCAGGGGAGAUCAAUUUCAAGUAUGUUUCGAGGGAAAAGGUCGAGUCUUUACUUGCCUUGAAGGCCGGCAAGUUAGGAAAAUUCGCCUUAGCCCUCGAAAAGGAGUUGUUCAAAGAUAGGAGCACAGAGGCAUUGCCUGAUGAAAGUGCAGGAGCAGAUGAGCUGGCUGCCUUAACACCGCCACCAAGCGACGAAACAAGAGAGACAGAAUCGCCCUCAGUCGAUCCUUAUGAUUUUUUUGAUGAUUUAUAG
Molecule: messenger RNA, 339 nt
Organism: Strongylus vulgaris
Lineage: Eukaryota; Metazoa; Nematoda; Chromadorea; Rhabditida; Strongylidae
Source: the annotation of a GenBank genome assembly